GCCUAUAUAUAAUACGUAGAAAUAUAUGAGAGAAUAUAUCGAAAACCCUAGUUUUUCACGUGAAAAAUCUGAGAUCCCUAAAAAAUUCCAAGUGGGAGGGUAUGAGAGAUAUGGUGAUUCCGAGUAAGCGACCCCGGGCUCCAAGCUUUUCGGAUAAGCAUCGGGAGGAGACUCAACCUGCCACCACCAUUGGUUCCGGUUGGUUCCAGGAGAAAGGGAAACUAAAAACGUUUCUUGAGCUAUGUGGUUUCUGCAAGAAAAAGCUACGUCACGACGAGAACGUUUUCAUCUACUUUGGGGCAUUCUGUUCAGAAGCAUGUAGAGCUAAACAGAUGGCAUGCGAUAUCUUUAUUGAAAAAUCGAGAGAGAUUAUAAAAGCAAAGAAGGGAAGAACAUGUGCAGGAAUCAAACCAAAAGAAGAUGAACCAUUAGGCAAUCAAGAGAGGAUCUCAUCACCACCCAAAUUUUAUAUAUGAUUGAUGAUGUGAUUAGGGGGUUGUUGUGUAUAUAUACUUGUGCAAAAAGCCAUUUUUCAUUAUUUCAGGGGAAAUGGCUUUUUACCAUAUCUAUCAAGUUGACACCGAUCGACAAUUAUUUGUUUUGUCGAUCUACUCAUAUGAUGUACAAAGGGGGUGGUUCAGUAGUGUAUCUCUUA
Messenger RNA from Raphanus sativus (radish), 655 nucleotides. RefSeq names its product FCS-Like Zinc finger 16. The transcript has 2 exons. Lineage: Eukaryota; Viridiplantae; Streptophyta; Magnoliopsida; Brassicales; Brassicaceae. The coding region runs from base 102 to 476 and encodes 124 amino acids. The record is from RefSeq and is a predicted model, not a curated record.